This is a messenger RNA of Panicum virgatum (switchgrass), 540 nucleotides long. RefSeq names its product voltage-dependent calcium channel gamma-8 subunit-like. The coding region runs from base 1 to 540 and encodes 179 amino acids. The transcript has 2 exons. The record is from RefSeq and is a predicted model, not a curated record. Lineage: Eukaryota; Viridiplantae; Streptophyta; Magnoliopsida; Poales; Poaceae.
AUGGCCGGCGACAAGCGUGCUCGCGAGUUCUUCCGGGGGAUGGUGGCGUCAUCGGGUCCCGGAGCGUGGAUCGCUGGGCAAGGCGGCGUUGGACCGUCGGGCGGCCCAGGCGCCUCCGAGUCCUCUUCGUCCGGCGGGCCCCCGGCGCAGGAUGGCGCUGGGGCGUCAGGUGUUGCUGCCGGCGGUUCGGCGUCAUCCUCUAUCGCGCCGCCGCCACCGAUCGUUGCGGCUCCGCCAGUCGUGGCUGCUGGAGCACCGGGCUUGCCUGCGCCAGACUCGCCCGCGCAGGGUUCGCCUGUUGUGUCCGCCGCCUCCUCCGGGUUUGACUCCGGGGGAGUCAACCCAGACAUAGUGGAUCUGCAGCGGGAGUGCAACCUGGCACGCAGUCACUUCUCAGCCGCCACGGUCGAGAUCGAGAACCUGUGGGACAGCCUUCAGGCGGUCGAGGUGGCUCGAGGUGCCACCGAGGGGGAGGUGCGUGCGGCGAGGGACGCCGCGGCGGACGCGCAGGCCCACGCCUUUGAUGAGUUCCGUUCUUGA